Zingiber officinale is the source of this 1072-nucleotide messenger RNA. Its product is annotated as chaperone protein dnaJ 11, chloroplastic-like. The coding region runs from base 60 to 503 and encodes 147 amino acids. The record is from RefSeq and is a predicted model, not a curated record. The transcript is spliced from 2 exons. Lineage: Eukaryota; Viridiplantae; Streptophyta; Magnoliopsida; Zingiberales; Zingiberaceae.
GUCGUCUAUAUACGCCGAGUUCGCGUUCGUCCGUCGCACAAAAAAUCCCGAUCUCGCCGAUGCUAUCGACUUCGCAAUCCCUCGCCGUCCCCAGAUCCUCCCUCUUCCUACUUCCCCCCUCCGCUCGUCGCCGGCUUCACGUCCGCGCCGCCUUUUCGGUGCCCUCGGCUUCACCCUCCGCCCCCGACACGCUGUACGACGUGCUCGGCGUCGCCGCCGCCGCAUCGGGGCUCGAGAUCAAGGCGGCUUACCGGAGGCUCGCCCGCGCGUGCCACCCGGACGCGGUGGUCGCGGCGGACCGGAAGACCGCGUCGGCCGACGAGUUCAUGCGGAUCCACGCGGCCUACGAGACGCUCUCCGACCCGGAGAAGCGCGCCGAGUAUGAUCGAGGGGUCGUCGUCGCCGAUCGGAGAUGGAGGCCGUUCCAUACCUCCCGAUCGUCGUAUUCCUUCUACGCCGGCCGACGCCAGCCGCGGACGUGGGAGACGGACCAGUGCUGGUAACUAACAAGAUGCAUCAAAGUGAUGAUUAAUGGAAAGCUCCUAUCAAUAAUGGGAAGCUUCUGUGAUGAAUUGUUCAUCUCUGUGACUUCUAGGUUAGACUGCAGCAACUUUAUCAUUGAUCAAGACUCCAAACAGAAAUCGUGGGUAGAAGAUUGUCCAAUGAGAUCGCGGGUUCGAAUCACAAGAUAGUCAAGGCGUAAAUCCCUGAUCCCCGUGUCUCUUUUCCCACUGCGCACUAGCUUCUUUGAUUACCGUGAUUAACCUUCCUCGUGAUGGCCUUGGGUAAGGUACGGCAGGGGCGUUAGGGGCGAGCGUUAUCAUCUUUUGCCCAAAACUUCAAACAGAAAUGGAAAGGAUAUGGGAAGGUUGAGCAAAAAAAAAAUUAUCUUUGACCUCGCGUAACUCUUCUAACCAAUGGAUGGUUUUAAGCAUUAUCCUUUGACCUAUCGUAACUCUUCUAACUAAUGGAUGAUUUUAAGUGUCUCAGUAGAAAUUGUUAAUAGAUUUUAGUCGAUGCUAUGUUGAUCCUCUUUGUAAUCUAUGUUUCUAUUCUUUUGCAUUCGACUUAA